GCGGCGCGCGACGCGGCAGUCGCACGCGGCCACGUGCGCGCACCGCCUCCGCACCCGCGACACACAGUCCACCCGCGCGCCCUCACCAACCACUCGCUCGAUAUCCCGAGAACGUUAUAGUGCAAUAUUUUACGACAGAUAUUCCUUUAUUAACCUCAUUAACAAAUCUCUCCUUACUGAGCUCGUGACAUCUUUUUAAUAUUCAUAGUGCUCUCACAGUUUAUGGGUCAAUAGUAAGUCUUUUAAGGAGAUUGCUUACAUCAUCCAGACAAUAAUUUCGGCGGGAAACAUUAUCACAUAAUAAAUUGUUGAACAAAUUACAGUGGACCUAGCAUCUAAGCUGUACACAAUUUCGUACAUUUUAUCAGAAUAUUAGGAUAGGCAUUAUAAGUGAAAAAGUUGUGAACAGUUUGGCCUCAUAUAAAAAUGAAAAUGAUGAAUAAUCACCGAUAGCGGUAAAAAUGGAUAUCGUGUAAAAUACAAUGGAUAAGUCGAUGGAGCCUCGAGAUCUGAAGAAAUGCGCCUGUUGGACAUAUCUAGUGCCCCCGUGGGGGUUCAAGGACCGGGAAGAAGAGAAGCUUUACUCGGCAUACACGCAGCGGCAGCGGCAGCGAGCCAUCCCGCGGCUACUGCUGGCCGGGGUGCUGCUGCAGCUGUUCGCGCUGUUGGUGCCGGGGGAGCGCGACGUAUUGUUCGCCUACACGUCCGUAGCGAUUGCGUUGUUCCUCAAUCUGAUCCUCGCUUCUAUGUACAUCUGCAUCCGGACUGCACGCCCUGCUCUGAUUCACAUCGCAUGGCUCGUUUUGUGGGCACAACUCCUUGUCAGUGUAUCCAGACGACUCGGUGACUCCUAUAAUGAACUGUUGGGGUGGGCUGUCGUAUUACAAUAUUUCACAUUGGCUAUUCUCCCUUUCCAUUAUUUGUUAUUAAUACUAUAUAGUAUAUUAUCAUUUUCUGCUUAUCUUUUGGUCCAAUACUACAAUGCAUCUACAUCUGAAAGCAGAUUGGCCGAGGACUUUUUCUAUCAGCAAAUAGCAAAUGGGUCACUGUUGCUCGGAGCGACAUUACUUGGUGGAACAGCAUACGCAAUAUCCGAGCGACAACAGCGCAGCUCGUUCCAGGAAACAAAAAGAAGUUUAGGAGACAAACUCACUAUAGAACAACAAAGCAAAGAGCAGGAACGUUUACUUUUGUCGGUCCUUCCGGAGCACGUGGCAGUUCAGAUGCGGCAAGAUCUAGGUCUCAUUGAUACACAGUUUAAGAAAAUUUAUAUGUCACGACACGAAAACGUAAGCAUCCUGUAUGCGGACAUCGUGGGUUUCACGGCUAUUUCUUCUACUUAUUCUGCACAAGAUCUUGUUGCAAUUCUUAACGAGCUGUUUGCACGGUUCGAUCGAUUAGCAGAGAAAUAUCAACAACUGCGAAUCAAAAUUUUAGGCGAUUGCUACUAUUGUAUCAGCGGUGCUCCGGUAGAGCGACCUGAUCACGCUGUCCUUUGUGUGCACAUGGGCCUGUCCAUGGUCAAAGCUAUAAAAUAUGUGCAACAAACAACUAACUCUCCUGUGGACAUGCGAGUCGGUAUACACACAGGAGCGGUGCUGGCUGGUGUGCUCGGACAGCGACAGUGGCAAUUUGAUGUUUAUUCCCGAGACGUCGAGCUUGCUAAUAAGAUGGAGAGCAGCGGAAUGGCAGGACGAGUACACAUAUCCGAAGUGACCUUGAGUUUUCUCAACGAUGAAUUCGAAGUGGAACCUGCGCACGGUGAGCGCCGAGAAGAGAUGCUGCGCCAAGCCGGGGUUAAAACGUAUUUCAUAGUGCGAGUGUUGAAGCCGUACCAGGGAGGCGAAGAAAAGAGUGCACCGGAGGGCGGCGAGGCCGGGGAGGCAGGGGACGGCGACGCGCUCUCCGACCUCAAAGAUGACGACGAGGACUCGGUUCUAUCACCACAAGACGAGAGCAAGGACAGUGAAGAAUUGAAAAUUCUCACAAUGUUGCAAGAAGAGCUCGUGAAUAGAGAUGACGACAAGGAACUAGCAGAUGCCACCACCCUGUGCCUGACGUUCAAGGCGACGGGGGCCGAGGCAGCGUACGCGCGCCGCCACGACUCGUGUCCGCUGGCGGUAGCGGCGCCCCCGGUGUGCCUCCUGCCGUGCGUCGUGUCGCUGGCCAGCUUCGCCGUGCCGCCCGCCUGGUCCCUGCAUGCCGUCUACCUCGCUCUAGUACUCGAGACUGGCCUAAUCAAUGUUGUCUAUUACGCCUACUAUCGAUAUGCUCAAUUUAAGAAAAAGUCAAUAAGCCCAUACUGGAAAUUAACGUGCGGUACGUUCAAUAUAGCCAUGUUUGUCGCAGCGAACGUCGCUCCUUUGAUUAUCUGCGGCAGUUAUGAAUCCGUGUUGAUGGAUGGCCUGCGAGAGGAUGCGCCUGCACACAGUGGCGCUCGUCGCUGCAUUCAUCCUUCUUAUUACUACCACGUGGGUGCUGGUGCGCUAUGCGGUGCGCUGUGGGUGUCCCCGCUGGGGGGCUGGUCUCGCGGCGCACUGCUGGCAACACUGGCUGCUGCGCAUGCGCUACCCGCCGCCCUCUACCCGGAGCUGUUGGUGCCAAGGCCCAGUCUCGAUAGGGACCCUUACAGAGUGCGGUUCAACGCAACCGUCGAUUUUGACGAAGAUAUUUUCAACAUCAUCGCGCAGAUCCACGCCGCGCGCAACAUCAUAAUGCUGUUCUUCUUAGCCAUUGCUCUGCUCAUAUUCAACAGAUACAACGAGUCGCUGGAGCGCGCGCGGCACUCGCGCGGUUUGCGCAUGCGUGCGCAGGCGGAGCAGGCGGCGGACCUGCGCAGGCGCAACCAGGCGCUCGUGCACAACGUGCUGCCGCCGCACGUCGCGCGGCACUUCAUGGGCGCACGACACCACCACCGCGACCUCUACAGUCAGAGCUACGCGGAAGUCGGCGUUUUGUUCGCUUCUAUGCCUAACUUUUCAGAAUUUUACUCUGAAGAAACAGUGAACAACCAAGGGCUGGAAUGUUUACGAUUUCUCAACGAAGUUAUAUCAGAUUUCGAUUUGCUGCUCGAAGACGCGAAGUUUAGUAAAGAUAUCAUAAAAAUCAAGACGAUAAGCUCUACUUACAUGGCUGCUUCUGGUCUUAACCCCACUCGACAGAUGCAGCCGUCAGACGGCGUGCUGGUCCGCUGGGCGCACCUGGCGCGGCUGGUGGAGUUCGCGCUGGAGCUGCAGCUGGUGCUGGCGGCCAUCAACGAGCAGUCGUUCAACCACUUCGUGCUGCGGCUCGGCGUCAACCACGGGCCCAUCACCGCCGGCGUCAUCGGCGCGCGCAAGCCGCACUACGACAUCUGGGGCAACACCGUCAACGUCGCCUCCCGCAUGGAGAGCACCGGCAAGGCGGGAUGCAUACAGGUGACAGAGGAGACGUGCCAAAUUCUGGAAAGUUUCGGGUACUAUUUCGAGCAGCGCGGACUGGUCGCGGUCAAGGGCAAGGGUCAGCUCAUGACCUACUACUUGCAGGGCAAGAGAGACGAUACCAACGCACAUACAGACAAAUCCACUAUGGAGGAAAAUCGAUCGUGUGAGAACGAUGCGCUGCUGGCCAACGGCGACGCCGCCGGCGCCGCACUGACGCCGCUCCACUCUCCGCCCCCCACCAACCCUCUACUACAAUCUUAAAUCAAUUUCAUAGAGGACUCGUAUAAGUCAUGUCAUUAUGCUUUUAGGCGAUUUAAAUAAAACCUAAUCACAGCGUUAGGAUUUACCGUUUACCGAAUGAAGCCGAAGUUUCGGUCAAACAGUAUAACACACUCGAUAAAAAUAAUAUCGUAAAUGCUGUAAGUCUGUAAGCUCAAAAUCAUACAUGAAGCAAAAAGCUUGUGCUGUACUAUCGAGUAUUUAGGAUUUCAACAGUGCAAAGUACACCUACAGACAGUAGUUAUAUUAAUGUAUAGUUCAAAAUAUUGUGUAAGUUUAUGAAUUGCACUAUUUUUGGUUCUCAAUUAAAUGGUAAACGCAAUAAAAAAUAUCAAUUUACUUUAACUUAGAAUUUUUGUACAAAGAUGAACCGACAUCUACGAAACUACCGACCACAGAAAUAGAUCGAGACGACAUACCCAGGCUGAGACUGAGCAGCACCUGACAAGUAUUUACUUGUCAAUAAAUAUUGAAAAUGUGUAUAAUCCUCAAUUCUACAACAUAGAUACUACUUAAAUUUUUAGAUUAUACGAGAACAAAUAUGAAAAUCCGUCCAACUAGUUACAUCAGUAUAAUGUAACUAGUGGGAAAAGGUGGCCUUUCCGCGUUUCUCGUUCGGAAACGGUUGCAUUAUCAUCUUCCUGUAAACUAAAGUACAGUUUUAUUAAUUAUCAUCAGCGUUGCCAGACGUGUCGUUCGUUCGGCUUUGCCUGGAUGCGCUAGAGAGAACACGUCAUAGGCACUAUGCUAUGCCAUAUAAUUAAUCUAGGAAGCGGAAAAGCAUUUAAUACCCUGGUGUGCUCAAAUGUCAAAGAAGAACCUGAAUUUUCUUUUUAAACCUUUGUAAAGGUCGGUCGAACUAGUAGUGCCUUUUGUGAAAUAAUGGAUUAAUCAAGAAUAACACCAAAUAUGCGUCAAACCAAAUAUUUGUUUAAUUGUUUAAUUAAAUUAGAUCUAAAAUUUUGUAGAAUGUUGUGGCAAGCAAAUAAUUCAAUUGAUUUACGGAUAAGUAGCUUUUAUUUAUUUAGUGUAGGUAGAAUUUUUCAUGAUAUAGAUAGAUCUUCCAAUCCAGACUUUAGUAAUACUGUUGCUUCUGGUAUAGCAAUAUAUACAAUAGGUAUUUAUUUAAGUAUAGUGUAUUAAUCUAUAUACUCGUACAACGAUGUAUACGUAUUUAGUUCAGAUGCAGGUUUUUUCUUAUUUAUUACUUAUUAUUAAAAUUACCCAUUAUGACAUUCACUACUACAAAUACAAACCUACAAAUUGCGGCUUCAAACGAGUAUGCUCCUAUUGUGAAAUAUCCAAUAAUUAAUAUUCAAUUUCAUUAAAUUUGUUGGUAAUUAAUGUAAGUAGAGAGAAAGCGAGUGCUGACUAAUGGUUGUUGCUAAAUGUUUCGAAUAACCUGUGACAUAUUUUAAAGUUUUUUUCGGAAAUUAUCAUUAAAAAUAUUUCAUGGAAUACACUUCACGGAUUGUUAAAAUCUUGUUUACUGACAAAGACAGUAUUAAACAACUAAAUUAGUACAACAAAUAAUUUUAAUUUACACGUCAUCAAGCAUUAAUUGCCUAAUCAUAUUAAUUUACAAAAUAUUUUAUAUACGAACAAAGAAGUACUGUACUAUAUAGCGCUAUUAGGAAUUUUAAUUAUACUAAACUGAGUACCCACAGUAACAGAUUGCAGUUAGUACAAAGAUAGUAUGUUAUUUCUAAGUUGUAAAUAUUCAAUAUCCCAGUAAAUUGAGCGUCAUUUUCGUUACGACCACAUUCAUGAUUUAAUCAGUGUUGUUGAUGGAUAACUACAAGUAGCAAUAUCUGUUUAAUAGGUAAAUCACGUUACUUGCUAAAGUCAUUUUACAUGUCGAGUAUCGAGUUAUUUUACAAGUCGACUCAAUGUACUAAGUAUUUUACUUUGUUAGAAUUUUUUGACUUACAAAUGCAUGAUAAAUUAGUAUCAAGAGGUAAAAGAAAUCAGAAUAGGGAAUGUAGGUGAGUAUGGACGAGCUCCUCAAAUAUUGUACAUUGUGGAUAGUAAUAGAUGCUGGAAUUACAUUUUCCAAAACACUUGUAGUUUGGUUUAUCAAAAUUAAUAUACAAUUACAAUUUUAAAUUAAUGAGUAUUAAAUUUGAUAAAUCAAUCUUCCGUUUCUUCUUCCUAAUAUUACAUAUGUACCUCUAUCCGGUUCUUUAUUUCUCCAACCGUGCCUACAGGUCAUAGCUAUAUAGUUAGAUAAUUAUUAGUACAAAGUAAUAUACUAUGCUUCAAACACUCUAAGUACAAGCAUCUAAAAGGUGUAGUAAAAAUUAAUAAUAUAUCAAUAUAAGUAUAAGUGUGCUAUGUCGCUAUAACUAUUCCUAUAUAGUUGUGUGCAAUAAAGUGUACAUAAAAUUAAAUAAAACGCAUUUCAUAAGUACUAGAUAUUUCUACAUCAGUCUAAUUUGAGGGAAAUCCUAGACGAUAGAUUCUGGAUUGGACGGACAUAUUCAGGUUACAGCUUGGAAGUAUUUUUUGUUGCAGAACGUUAUUUCCUCAUUUUCUUUUAAAAGUUGGCAUUUGUAAUGACCCUAUAAAAAUUACUGAUGGUUAAAAAUCAACCUGUACAUAUGCAUGCUUGUGCGUAAGAAUGCAAGUUUUACUUAUGCAACUCGAAUAUUACAGACUUGCAGAUAAAUCUAUAGUCAUCAGUGUUGCCUCAUCUUCACAUUCGUGUAUUCUGUAGCUAUAUUGUGAUAUUGAUUAUUAGGUCAUUGUAUAGGUAUUAACAAUAACAACAUCGAUGUCACUAAACCUGUCACAGACAUCAAGUAUACCUAAUAUAUGUUUGUAGCAUCAUAUAGAUAUACUUAGUUACGUACUGCUUAUAAUGAUUUAUGCAAUUUUUAUAUUAGAAAAAUAAGUAUUAGGUAGGUAGUGAAACUGUGCUUUCGUCGCCUAGUUCUAGCCUAAGUAUUAAUUAUGUAAUAUUAUAUGCAUUUUGUAGCAUCGAUGUUUACCGAUGAUAUUAUGUGUUACAAUAAUAGAGCAGAAUAACUUAAUCUAUCGUAGGAAUAUUAAGUGGUGAUAUUAAUGUGUAUGUACAUAUAUCUGUACUAUCUAUGUUAGGUCUACUUAGAAAAAAAUAUUUUUCUCUCUAGUGAUAUAAUCUUCCUGUGAUUUGUGACUUAAUAAUUUUAUACUUAUAUCAUUAGCUCAAUCGUCUAAAGGUUGAACUUCUCUUGGCUAUAAUUUUAAUAAAUAAAGCAAUA
Plodia interpunctella (Indianmeal moth) is the source of this 6943-nucleotide messenger RNA. It is a transcript of the gene Ac3, whose product is annotated as adenylate cyclase type 8-like. The coding region runs from base 483 to 3683 and encodes 1066 amino acids. Gene Ontology annotation, biological process: intracellular signal transduction; cAMP biosynthetic process; adenylate cyclase-activating G protein-coupled receptor signaling pathway. Gene Ontology annotation, cellular component: plasma membrane. NCBI's taxonomy places the organism in Eukaryota, Metazoa, Arthropoda, Insecta, Lepidoptera, Pyralidae. Gene Ontology annotation, molecular function: adenylate cyclase activity. The transcript has 21 exons. The record is from RefSeq and is a predicted model, not a curated record.